Molecule: messenger RNA, 519 nt
Organism: Dracunculus medinensis (Guinea worm)
Lineage: Eukaryota; Metazoa; Nematoda; Chromadorea; Rhabditida; Dracunculidae
Source: the annotation of a GenBank genome assembly
AUGGUUACAGCAAUUCAGUCUAGUAAAAAAAAAGAAUCAGAUGUUUAUCGCCGCGCAGAGCAACUUGUGAUUUAUGUUCGAGCGCUUCAUAUGUUAUCAUCAGCAUUGCUUCUUGCACAGCGGCAAAUCUCUGAUGAAUCUCUCCUACCGUCAUCCAAUGUCCAAUACAUUAUUAACCAGCUCAAUGAAAAAUAUCACAGUUGUUUGUUGCGAUCGCAAGAAUUGGUCUCAUUGGGAUUACCUGGUCAUGAUCCAGCUAUGGCGGUUAUUUCGGCUGAACGGAUAAUGUAUAAACAUGCGAUUGAACUUUGCCAAAGUGCUGCAUUAGAUGAACUUUUCGGAAAAUCACAUUUGUGUUCGCAAAGAUACCAGACCGCUUAUAUGAUGUUCCACACAUUAUCAGAACAAGUCUCGAGCGAAGCGGAUAAAUUAAUCCUUUCGAAAUACAAGAAUGCAGUUGAAAAAAGACUCCGCAUUCUCGAAAGGCAAGGUCAUGUUCAAGCAAUUCCAAGUAUUUAA